Molecule: messenger RNA, 1071 nt
Organism: Melospiza georgiana
Lineage: Eukaryota; Metazoa; Chordata; Aves; Passeriformes; Passerellidae
Gene: PROCA1
Product: protein interacting with cyclin A1
Exons: 4
Coding region: 83-1003 (306 amino acids)
Biological process (GO): phospholipid metabolic process; arachidonate secretion
Molecular function (GO): A2-type glycerophospholipase activity
Source: RefSeq, a predicted model, not a curated record
GCCAAGCCGUGCCGGGCCGCCCCGCGUGGGCGGGCUGCGCUGCUCUAUAAGGCGGCCCCACGGCGGCGAGCGGCGCGGUGCCAUGUGCGCCCCGGGGCUGCUCUGCCGCCUCCUCCUCCUCCUCCUCCUCCUCCUCCUCUUCCUCCUCCUGCUGCCGCCUGCCCCCGGAGCGGCCCCGCCGGGACGGCCCCGCGCCCGCCGCGGGCUCACCUACCCCGGGACGCUGUGGUGCGGGGCGGGCAGCAACGCCGACAGCUACGAGCAGCUGGGGGAGCACCGGGACACGGAUCGCUGCUGCCGGGAGCACGACCACUGCCAGCACGUCAUCCACCCGUUCACGGCGCGCUACGGCUACCGCAACCUGCGCUGGCACACCAUCAGCCACUGCGACUGCGACCGCCGGUUGAAGCAGUGCCUGCGGCGGGUGAACGACACGGCCUCGCGCGCCGUGGGCCAGGCCUUCUUCAACGUCAUCCAGGUGCCCUGCUUCGAGUUCACCUACAGGGAGGAGUGUGUGGAGCCCUAUCUCUAUGUCUGGUGCAGGGCGUACAACACGGUGGCCGUGGCGGUGCCCCGAGAGCCGGCGCUGUAUGAGUUUGGGGGGGAGCUCAUCGACAGGGCAGCCAGGCCCAGGGGAGUCCCCCUGAGCCCCCCGCGGGAUCAUCGUGAGCUCCCAGUGGAUCAUCACACCGGGACAGCCCCCAAGGCAGGCAAGAAAGAGAGGAAGAGGAAGAAAGAUAAGAAGAAUAAGGGGAAAGGUCUGAAAAAGAAAGGCUCUUCUGAAAAGGGGGCACGGAGCCGUCCUGCUGGCCCUGCUGAUCCCUGGGCCCUGCUGCCAUCAUCCAACACCAUCCUGAGCGAUGCCCCAGCACGGGAGGGAGUGGGCAGGGAGCCAGUGCCAGCCACUCCCUCCCCGGUGCCCACCACCAGCGGGAAGAGGAGGAGGAAGGAGAGGAACAGAAAGAAGAGGCUGAAAAGUAAAACUGAGGCUGAGCCUGCAUGAGAGGUGCAGGUCUGAGUCCUUCCCUGAACCCUGCACGGGUCCUGGCUGUGAAAUAAAUUCACAUCUGC